Molecule: messenger RNA, 1863 nt
Organism: Frieseomelitta varia
Lineage: Eukaryota; Metazoa; Arthropoda; Insecta; Hymenoptera; Apidae
Gene: Glo1
Product: tubulin-specific chaperone E
Exons: 8
Coding region: 192-1775 (527 amino acids)
Molecular function (GO): protein binding
Source: RefSeq, a predicted model, not a curated record
UAACUGUAUACAACAGAGAAAUGUCAUAUUACCGUAUAUGACUUUUAAUUUUGAUUAAAUCAUGUCUGUAUAGCUACUUAUAUUUGACUUAAGUAUUAUUUGCAAUAGUAUUCUGCAACAACCUUUUCUCGUUUAUAUCAUUAAUAUUUUGUUUGUCUCAUAAUUUUCAAUGAUCAUCUAUUAUAUCGAGUAUGGUAGAAGAUAAAAAAUAUGAAAUUGACAGCCGAAUUGUGUGUGAUGGACAUCAAGGUACAUUAAAGUAUGUUGGCCCUGUUGGUGACACUAAAGGUUUGUGGCUCGGUAUAGAUUGGGAUGAUCCAACACGUGGAAAACACAAUGGUACAUAUGAAGGAAUAAAAUAUUUUAAAGCUAGACAUCCAACAUCAGGUUCGUUUAUACGACCAGGUAAAGCAAAAUUUGGAAUUUCUUGUCCUGAAGCUAUUAAAAUUCGGUAUGGUCUUAUCAAUGAUGAAUUAGCUGGCAUUGACAGAGACACAUUGACAAGCUUACAAAAAGAAAUUAAUGCACCCUUUUUGGAAGUUGUUGGUUUUUCCAAAGUAAACAAAAAACAAAGCAAAUUUGAUCAAUUAAAAAUAGUGUGGUUGAGAGAACAGUGUGUCAGUACUGCUGGUAAUCCUAAUGAAUUAAAAGAAUUAUGUCCAAAUUUGGAAGAACUAGAUAUAUCUAAAAAUUUAAUAAAUAGUUGGCAAAUUAUAGCAGACAUCUGUUGUCAACUGCAUUGUCUUGUUCGGCUUAAUGUGAGUGAAAAUUAUUUACCAACUGAAGAAAAUAUGGAAGUAUUAAAAGUUUCAUUUUUUAUGGUUAAAUAUUUAACCAUAGCAAAAAUGAAUUAUAAUUGGUUUGAUAUUCAACGGUGUAUGUGUAUGUUUCCAUCUCUACAAGAACUUUCAGUUUCUUUUAACAUUAUUAACAUCAUACAAAAACCAUUAAAAGAUGACAAUUUAACGAAAAUAUGUAAAUUAACUCUUGAAGGAAAUUUGAUAUCUAAUUGGGAUGAUAUUCUUAAAUUAGGGUCACUUCCAUGCUUAGAAUACCUUAAUUUAAAUUCAAAUAAAGUAGACAAAAUAAGGUUCCCAACCAUUGAACCAACAGCAAAAACUACAGCCUUUUCUAAUUUACGGCAAUUACAUAUAUCUCAAAAUAACAUAUCAGAGUGGCAAUCUGUAUCAGAACUAGAAAAGCUUAAUAAUUUAGAAGAUUUGAAAUUUAGAGAAAAUCCUAUUUUAAAAAAUGAAAAUAUAGAGACUGCACGACAAUUAGUUAUAGCAAGAAUCUCAAAAUUGAAAUCAUUAAAUGGCACUGAAAUUUUAUACAAUGAAAGACGGGGUGCUGAGUAUGAUUAUUUGAAAUUAUUUUUACCAAAAUGGUUAGAAACAGAAAAUGAGACCGAAAAGAGAAAUCGAUUCAUAAUUGAACAUCCUCGAUAUCCAGCAUUGAUUGCAAAAUAUGGAAUUUCUGAUAUUCCCUCAUCCAAAACGAAAGUGGAAAUGGUUUCCAAUGUCAUAACAGUAGAAUUUGUAUGUCCGGAUCAUCCGAAUCAACCUAGAGGAAUCAAGAGAAAACUUUUAAAAGAUAUGGAAGUUCAAAAAGUUAUUGGACUUGCACAACGACUUUUUAGAACAGGAGGAAAAAUACCAAAACUUUCAUUUAUACAACAAAAUCUUUCUAAAGACGAAAUACCUCUUGAUAAACCACUUCAAGAACUCAGCUAUUACUCAAUACAAGAUGGAGACCAAGUUAUUGUAAGGUGGUGAUAUUAAAUGAAUUUCAUAGAUAUAAUUGUAUUUUGUACACUGUUAAAAUUUCAUCACCAUACUUUGUUAUUAAACUUUUUUAAUUGCA